Messenger RNA from Lactuca sativa (garden lettuce), 1678 nucleotides. RefSeq names its product putative protein phosphatase 2C 48. The record is from RefSeq and is a predicted model, not a curated record. Gene Ontology annotation, molecular function: cation binding; protein serine/threonine phosphatase activity. NCBI's taxonomy places the organism in Eukaryota, Viridiplantae, Streptophyta, Magnoliopsida, Asterales, Asteraceae. Gene Ontology annotation, biological process: protein dephosphorylation.
GCACAACCCCUCUUUCUUUGCAUCCAAGAAUCCUCCGAAAUUACUCCAAACCGAAGACCAAUUCUCCCCCAUUAAACCAAACCGAGAGCUGCUAAUGCUAUGAUUACAAUUCGGUUUGUAAGCAUCCGCCAUAUAUGAAAAGCUUUUGAUUGGAGAUUUACGAUAUCCGAUAUCCGCAUGCAAUUUUGUGGUAAAUUUUGUAGACGGUGAUGUGGGUUUUGAGAUUGAGCAGAGAUUUAGGUUGAAAAUCUAGGGUUUUAAUCAUCUCAUUGUCAAAAAGUUUCGUCUUUGGGUUAUAUUAAUAUGCGAAAGAAGGAGAAUGGUUAGAAUUACAUUGAAGAAAAUCGUGUAUCCUUGUUGGAAGCCAUUUAUGGAAGGAGAUAGUCAAAAUAGCGGUAGAAAGGGGGAUUUCGGUGGAAUUGUGGAUGGAUUAUGGUGGUAUGAGGACUCUGGAAAACAUGUUAAUGGUGAUUUUUCAAUGGCGAUGAUCCAAGCCAAUAGCGUGUUGGAGGAUCAAUGUCAACUUGAAUCCGGAUCAUUAAGCUCAAUCGAACAUGGGCCUCAAGGAACCUUCGUUGGAGUCUAUGACGGACAUGCUGGCCCUGAAGCUUCAAGGUUUAUCAAUAAUCACCUCUUCAACAAUAUCAAAAAAUUGACAUCAGAGAAUGAAGGAAUGUCAGAUGAUGUUAUACGCAAAGCAUUUUUGGCAACUGAAGAGGAGUUUAUCUCUUUAGUUGAGAGCGAAUGGCUAAGCAAUCCAAAAAUGGCAUCUGUAGGGUCGUGUUGUUUGGUUGGUGUAAUAUGCAAUGGAGUGUUGUACGUUGCAAAUGCAGGGGAUUCUCGUGCAGUUUUGGCAAGAGAAGAGAAAGGCAUCAAUGGAUUCAAAGGUGUUAGGGUUUCAGAAGAACACAAUGCCAGUUAUGAAUCUGUUAGGGAAGAACUACGCUCAUUGCAUCCAAAUGAUCCAAAUAUUGUAGCAUUAAAGCACAAUGUCUGGCGUGUGAGAGGUCUUAUCCAGAUUUCUAGGUCUAUUGGUGAUGUCUAUUUGAAGAAACCAGAGUUCAAUAAAGAACCUUUAUUGCCAAAAUUUAUACUUCCAGAACCCUUCAAUCAGCCUAUUCUAAAAGCCGAACCUUCUGUAUUGGUUCAGAAGCUCACUCCAGAAGAUCAGUUUCUUAUUUUUGCAUCUGAUGGCCUUUGGGAACAUCUUUCUGAUCAAGAGGCUGUUGAUAUAGUCAAAUCUUCUCCACAAAAUGGAAUUGGGAGGAAGCUUGUGAAAGCUGCACUUCGUAAAGCAGCAAAGAAGAGAGAAAUGAGAUACUCAGAUUUAAAGAAAGUAGGGGUAGAGGGAGGUGUAAGAAGACACUUUCAUGAUGAUAUUACAGUUAUAGUCUUGUUUCUCAACCAUAAUUUGUCAUCCUCUGCAACUCCCGUAUCGUUUAAAUGUUCUUCAUAAAGUCCUGAAAAACUGAAUUCAGGGAUUUUUUUAUUUCUAUUGAGAAAGGUUUUUGAUGUUUAGAAUUGGAGUAAUAAAACAUGGUUGAUGAUUAUGCCAAGAAGAAGAAGCUCUGGUGAUUGGCAUAUGAAGCUGAUUUGCAGUUGGGUUGUUCUUUGUUAUUCAAACACAAACACUAGUUUCAUGUUUCUAUUGGAAUUAAUCUUCAUUGUUUUGUUGUUA